This is a messenger RNA of Parnassius apollo (apollo), 240 nucleotides long. The record is from the annotation of a GenBank genome assembly. NCBI's taxonomy places the organism in Eukaryota, Metazoa, Arthropoda, Insecta, Lepidoptera, Papilionidae.
AUGCUGUCGGGCUGGCGAGUUGCGACGGAGGUGGUUACAUUGUCGGACCACCGCCACAUCGUGAUCGAUGUCGCACUUCACCACUUAGACAGUAAUUCCAGUCAUCGAGUAGGCAGCUCACCGCGGUGUUGGUCCCUCAAGCUGCUCAACCGAGACAAGUUAGAAGCCGCCGCCAUCGUCGCGGCCUGGCCGGCAAAAGCCGAAGAGUUACAUAUCAAUCCGGAAGGGGAAGCGAACUAG